AUGGGGCAGCCGCUGCGGGCAGCAGGGAAGAUUUUCCGUGCACGGUAACUUGGGAUUUGAUGGCUUAGGGUGGUUUUCUUUUGGAGUUUGGGGUUUUCCUGGCUUUAGGCAGGCUGGUGGCUGUCAACUUCCCGGCUUGGCAAGCCAGGCUGGCCAGACAUCUUUCCAGGCAGCUGCCCUGCCUGACACCCACUUGUUGUGCCCCUGACGCUGCUAACAGUGCCAUUAUCCUGCAGAGCCUGCGCUCUGUCCCCCAUCGCUGCUCCUUCCUCGCAAAACAGCCUCUCCCGCUUGGGCAUGGCACAGCUUAUCCUUGGCAGCUCCUGCAGCCCUGCUGCCGCUUGUCCCAGGAGCACCGGGAUUUCUGCUUUCAAACAGCCGUGACUGCACCCGCCAUCUCCGCGCUCUCUCUGCCAUCCAAUACUGUUCUGCCGAAAAUCAGGGAAGUGUCCAGAUAGGGCGGCUGGUGGGUUCCCACCCCAUUCCUCAGAGCAGCCCAGAUCAACCCCCCAGCUCUGCUUGCUGCAGCCGUUUCACUGCUGUAGAGCAGCAGUGCAGCCAAUUCAGGCUUCUCCCUGCUGCUGUCAGGUGAGGGGAUCCUAUCAGGGAAAGGGGAUCCCACUGGAAACAAGGAGAUCCCACCACGUACCCGUACCCAGCAGGAGCCACUGGCGCUGCCGUAAUUAAAGCUACCAGCCACAGAGAAGUGCUGGUGCUGGAAGUGCCGGCUCCAGUCUCCAGCUUUGAGGUGUGGCUCUUUGAGGAAGAGGCUGGUGACCAGGAUUUGGUUUGGCUUUGCCACAGCAGAGGGAAAGGUUCCCUUUCCAUGUCUCCCUGCUUUCCCAAAGCCUUGCUACAGAGCAGGAGCACAGAGUGGUCUCUGGCAGCACGGGAUGUCAAAGGAGACCCUCAGGGUUUUGGUCAUACCUGGCCAGCUGCUACUCCAUAUCCUCUGGGUUUCCUUCUCCUUUCCUCUAGAGGUCACACCUCAAUGGCAGAGAGCAUUUCACUUUUGCCUCCUGCAGCUGUCAAGGUGAGCUUCGCAGGGAAAGAAAAAACCACCAGUGGGAGCCUGGCUGGAGCCUGAUGCCGGGGUAGAUCUGUCACAGUGCAUCCCCAGUGGCCACCCCGGCACCAGCACCGCAGUUUUGGCCCCAGUCCCUGCUCCUUGCAGACACUGAGAACAAGAGAAGUUGCAGAGAGAGGCACAGAAAUCGAUGCCAGUGCCACCACCAGUGAGGUCCCAGCCAUAGAGGCAGCAAGGGCUCGGGUGUGUGAGGAGCCCACCCUGCGGCAGGCUAUUCUCGGCAGCCGCACCUGCUGGGAGGUUGCUGCCGCGGUGGUGGGGAAGGUGUUGGCUGGUGGCACACAUUGCGGCAGCGUGACGCAGGCACAGUGAGCACCCAGUGCCCACAGAUCCUCUGCCGAUGUCCACCCUUUCCGGGGAGCCCCACGGGGACCCCUUUCCCGUCCUGAUUUUCCUUGCCCGCUGGCACACAUUGCCAGAUUCUCACCAGCAGUACUUGCGCCACUGCUCACCAUGCCUCGGCCAGCUCCUGCGACCCACUGCAUCCCUCGCAGGGUUGCAAACCAGUGCAGCCCAAAUGGUGCGAGCUGGGAGCCAGUGCAGCCAGGGCACAGGCCACACUGCUGCAUCAUGGCUUGGGGCAGCUGUGGCAGGUACCACUGCAGCCUCAGAUACGGACUGUGCCGCAUCCCUGUCCUGCUGCUUCUCCCAUUGUGCUUCAGCUCCCACAGCAAGGCUUUGCUCUGCUGAAGAGACUGGCUUUGCUAGGGUCCCCCACAUGUCCUGGCAAGGGCGGGUGCCACCACUCCGGCAUGGCAGUGCGGGCAGGGCUGUGCCCUGUGUAGCGAUGGAGCCCACGUUGUGCUUUCCCAGCUCUCUCCGUAGCACCACAGAGUGUUUGGCGGCGUGGCUAGCCGGCAGAGCCCACGCUCGGGUGGCAGGAUGCUCUCCAUGACCUACAGUGAGAGCCUGCGCAGCGUGGCCAGCCGGCACAGCCCCGAGUGGGGGCUGCCCCCAGCCCCCCGGGCGGCCGACGGGCUGGAGCUGCGGCGGCUGCGGGACGUGCGGGCGGCGGCGCGGGCGAAGACUCUGGAGGAAUUCCUGCGGAUGCACGGGCUCUCCCUGGCCGACAGUACCGCCCGCGCCACUGGCAUGAAGUACAGGAACCUCGGGAAGUCUGGGCUGCGUGUGUCCUGCCUGGGUCUGGGAACAUGGGUGACUUUUGGAGGGCAGAUCACAGAUGAGAUGGCAGAGCAGCUGAUGACUUUAGCUUAUGACAACGGCAUUAAUCUCUUCGACACGGCAGAAGUCUACGCUGCUGGCAAGGCCGAGGUGGUGCUGGGGAACAUCAUCAAGAAAAAAGGGUGGAGACGGUCCAGCCUGGUCAUCACCACCAAAAUCUUCUGGGGAGGAAAGGCUGAGACGGAGAGGGGCCUGUCCCGAAAACACAUCAUAGAAGGUCUGAAGGCAUCGCUGGAGCGGCUGCAGCUGGAGUACGUGGACGUGGUGUUCGCCAACCGGCCCGACCCCAACACGCCCAUGGAAGAGACGGUGCGAGCCAUGACCCACGUCAUCAACCAGGGGAUGGCCAUGUACUGGGGGACCUCGCGCUGGAGCUCCAUGGAGAUCAUGGAGGCAUACUCGGUGGCCCGGCAGUUCAACCUGAUUCCACCGAUCUGCGAGCAGGCUGAGUACCACAUGUUCCAGCGGGAAAAGGUGGAGGUGCAGCUCCCUGAGCUCUUCCACAAGAUAGGCGUUGGAGCCAUGACCUGGUCCCCACUGGCCUGUGGCAUUGUCUCGGGGAAGUACGAUGGGGGCAUCCCCCCCUACUCCCGUGCCUCGCUGAAGGGAUACCAGUGGCUGAAGGACAAGAUCCUGAGUGAGGAGGGCCGGCGGCAGCAGGCAAAGCUGAAGGAGCUGCAGGCCAUCGCUGAGCGCCUGGGCUGCACCCUGCCCCAGCUCGCCAUCGCCUGGUGCCUGCGCAAUGAGGGUGUCAGCUCUGUCUUACUGGGGGCCUCCAACGCCGACCAGCUGAUGGAGAAUAUCGGAGCAAUACAGGUCCUUCCAAAGCUGUCGUCUUCCAUCGUCCACGAGAUCGAUAGCAUCCUGGGCAACAAACCAUACAGCAAGAAGGACUACAGAUCCUAAGCGCGCCCGAGCGCGCCGCCCGCCGCGCAGCCCUCGCCGCCCGUUCGCUUGCUUACGCUUUGUUGGAGCAAAGUGGAGAGUGUGGUUUGCACCGCGAGCGCCGAGAGCCAGCGCUCCCGCCCGCGCUGCCCCGGACACGGCGCCGCAGCCGCCCGGCCCGGCUCUGCGGCGCGGGGGACGGCCGGCGGGAGGCGAGCCCGGGCUGCCCGGCCGCCCUGCCCGCAGCCGGAGCCGCCGCGGGGACCCGUUGCAUGCGUGGCUCCUGCCCCCGCGUUGCCGGAGGCGGUGGGCGCGGGGUGCACGCGGUGCUGUACGCCCACGAGGCCGACAACACGAAGCUGUUCCCCAGCCUG
This is a messenger RNA of Corvus hawaiiensis (hawaiian crow), 3528 nucleotides long. RefSeq names its product potassium voltage-gated channel subfamily A regulatory beta subunit 2 (gene KCNAB2). Gene Ontology annotation, cellular component: extrinsic component of cytoplasmic side of plasma membrane; membrane; cytoplasm. The transcript is spliced from 14 exons. Gene Ontology annotation, biological process: regulation of potassium ion transmembrane transport; regulation of action potential; potassium ion transport. The record is from RefSeq and is a predicted model, not a curated record. NCBI's taxonomy places the organism in Eukaryota, Metazoa, Chordata, Aves, Passeriformes, Corvidae. Gene Ontology annotation, molecular function: voltage-gated potassium channel activity; transmembrane transporter binding; potassium channel regulator activity. Bases 1970 to 3175 code for a protein of 401 amino acids.